AGACAUUGCAUGGCCUGUUUUCGCUGAGAGAGGAACUCUUACUGGUCAAAGUUACCUGGGAAUGCCGACCAACUGGACGUUUCCACGACUAACUCCUGAGGGUAAUGACAACCUUUCCCAGCAAGAUGGUGCUUCGCCGCACUGGCAUCUUGCUGUCAAGAGAUCACUCAACGAGCACCUGCCAAACAGAUGGAUUGGUCGUGCUGAACGAGAAGAUCAGGUGUUCUGGUCACCGGACCUAACUGCUUUUGACUUCUUUCUUUGGGGGUACGUGAAGAGCACAGUCUACGUGCCACCACUACCUGUAACCCUGGAACAGCUGAAUAUUUCGACCACGGAGACUGUACGCAAAAUAACCAGCUAUACUGUAGAGUAUCUGGACCGAACUGGACUGUCGCGUCGAUGUUUUCCGAGCAACCAGAGGGGUCGCACACUGAGAGUCUUUUAAUGUUCCAAAACCACGUGAAACUGAAUUAAAUACUGGACCUCAACCUGCUAACUGUGAAAGAUCAUUACAUUAAAGCUACAUGUUAUACCUGUUUCAAUUCAGGAAAUU
Messenger RNA from Penaeus vannamei (Pacific white shrimp), 556 nucleotides. NCBI's taxonomy places the organism in Eukaryota, Metazoa, Arthropoda, Malacostraca, Decapoda, Penaeidae. The record is from RefSeq and is a predicted model, not a curated record.